This is a messenger RNA of Leptopilina heterotoma, 954 nucleotides long. RefSeq names its product vegetative cell wall protein gp1-like. The record is from RefSeq and is a predicted model, not a curated record. NCBI's taxonomy places the organism in Eukaryota, Metazoa, Arthropoda, Insecta, Hymenoptera, Figitidae. The transcript has a single exon. The coding region runs from base 1 to 954 and encodes 317 amino acids.
AUGCGUGAGAUGAGUUACGACCCUUCACACCCGGAGAUGUUCAUCAGGAGAGCACGGCGCUGGGAUCAGCUGCCACCUGACCAACAAUCAGUUGUAGAACAAUCGGUUGUGAAAGACGGCUGGAUCCGUCAAAGAACCGCACCAAAAUUGACGACAUCAUGUCAACCGUCUGAAAUUUGUUUGCAACCUCCUGCACAACAAAUUCCAGAUUUUAUGGAGUCGGAGAAACAUCCUCCUCCAGUAAAACGUCGUGUAGCACACGUAUCAACGCUCCACCAACCAUCUCAGGCUCCAACGCCAUCAUCAUCUCGUGCUCCGAUUCCGUCACCUCGUGCUCCGAUUCCGUCAUCUCGUGCUCCGAUUCCGUCACCUCGCGCUCCAAAGCCACCACCUCAUGCUCCGAUUCCACCACCUCGCGCUCCGAUUCCGUCACCUCGUGCUCCAACGCCAUCAUCAUCUCGCGCUCCAAAGCCACCACCUCAUGCUCCAACGCCAUCAUCAUCUCGCGCUCCAAAGCCACCACCUCAUGCUCCGAUUCCACCACCUCGCGCUCCGAUUCCAUCACCUCGUGCUCCAACGCCAUCAUCAUCUCGCGCUCCAAAGCCACCACCUCAUGCUCCAACGCCAUCAUCAUCUCGCGCUCCAAAGCCACCACCUCAUGCUCCGAUUCCACCACCUCGCGCUCCGAUUCCGUCACCUCGUGCUCCGAUUCCGUCACCUCGUGCUCCGAUUCCACCACCUCGUGCUCCAACGCCAUCAUCAUCUCGCGCUCCAAAGCCACCACCUCAUGCUCCGAUUCCACCACCUCAUGCUCCAACGCCAUCAUCAUCUCGCGCUCCAAAGCCACCGCCACGUGCUGCUUCAGCUGCAAGGAGAUCAAUUCUCAUUCCUCCUCCACCACUAAAGGGAACUUUGCGCCAACGAUUGCGGCAGUCCCUUAAAAUGUUAAGAUAA